Molecule: messenger RNA, 1717 nt
Organism: Halichondria panicea
Lineage: Eukaryota; Metazoa; Porifera; Demospongiae; Suberitida; Halichondriidae
Product: acid-sensing ion channel 1-like
Exons: 1
Coding region: 77-1636 (519 amino acids)
Biological process (GO): sodium ion transmembrane transport
Cellular component (GO): plasma membrane
Molecular function (GO): ligand-gated sodium channel activity
Source: RefSeq, a predicted model, not a curated record
GAUCGAGGCUAUGCGCAAUUAUGCACAGUCGCUGCAGUUUUGUAGCUAGCUCACCAGUUUGGACAUAAUUAUAGCAAUGGAGGAUUCAAUUGCAGUUGAAGAGGCUCUCAAUAAUAAGGGAUCUCUGAAAAGAAGAAUUCUUCAGGGCGAUAAAAAGAAAUUUCAGAAGUAUGUCAACUCCACCACAACUCAUGGAGUCAAGCACAUCUUCAAUGGAAAAUCUUUUAUACGAAGAAGCUUCUGGGCUAUUCUAUUUAUUCUGUGUCUCAUUGGAUGCCUGAAUGGUAUCAUAAGCUCUAUCAUCGCUUAUUCUAAAAUCCCUACAUCAACAACUGUGUACACAGAUCAUGUGGAUCAUCUGACCUUUCCUGCAGUCACUAUUUGCAACUUGAAUGGCUACAAUGUCUCGUACCUCGAAGAGAACAACCUCACCAGAAUCAUAACAACUGCUGUUUAUGACGAAGAUAAUAUUGAGCAAUGUGGUUCUUUUGUUCCACACAACUUCCCCAAAAACAGAACUCUUUACGAUACUGUGCUUGAGACAAGUCAAUCUAUCGAUAACCUUAUUGCAGGUUGCCACUUUCUGGGAAAAAAGUGCAAGAGCUCUGAUUUUAUUCAAUAUGUUGUACCAAAUGGCAAGUGCUUUACAUUCAACGGUAGAAACGCUGAGAGAAACUACAAGACUGUUACUGGAGACGGAUUUCGUCACGCUCUCGAACUGGUGUUGAAUAUUCAGCAAGAUGAAUUUGGUGGCUCUGUAAAUAGUGAAGUUGGUGCUUUGAUAAGUGUGCACGAACAGAAUGUUCCAGCACGUGUUUGGGAAACUGGAGUCACUGUACCUGUUGGCCAUAGUGCUUACUUGGCCGUCACACGUGAGCAAAUCGUAGACAGAACUAAUCGUGGUAAUUUAAAAGAAUUGGAGUGUGUUCAACCAGCGGAUGCUCCACAAUUUGAGCUUUUCACUAGCUACAACUAUUCUUUCAGUGCCUGUCGUGGUGAAUGCAUUACACAAUCAUUGGUUGAUACCUGUGAAUGUCUGUGGACAAAUUCGAGAGAUUCACCGUACCGCAAUUGCAAUAUCUCAGACAUUUGCUGUAUUUACACUGUCCUCAAGAAAAGUGCAGAAUGUCCGUGUUCAGUGCUAUGCAACCAUACUUCAUACGAAGUUGUACCAAGCUAUUCUACUUUUCCAUCAAGUACAGCUGUCAAUGCAAUAGCAGAUAGCUUCAAUGUGAGCCGAGAGACAAUACAAAACAACUAUCUUAAAGUGCAUGUCUUCUACAAGUCUCUGUCAAUUAACAAACAGAUAACGGAAAUAUCAUACACUUUUACAGAACUGAUAGCCAAUAUCGGUGGCAAUAUGGGUCUAUUUCUUGGUGCCAGUAUUAUUUCUCUAACUGAGUUCCUAACCAUGAUUCUAGACCAAAUCAAGGACAGACUUUUUGGAAUCAGAGAAAGAAAGCUCAGGAGCUCAUUAGACAAAUGGUUGGUCAAGAAACUUAAAGUUGACCAGUCUUAUGAACCAGAAAUAGAUGCUUUGGAAAAGGUUAAUGAGAAUGAAUUUGUAAAUUCUUAUGUGGACUUUGCUACCAAGAACAGAGACACUGAUUAUUAUAGUACAGAAGCUGAACAAUAAAGUGUUGUCUGCGUCUAUUAUUGUUCGUUUCUCCAUGCAUAUACAUGAAUAUUAUUGGCACAUUAUUGGUUGUCAUGUGAA